Messenger RNA from Glycine soja, 1331 nucleotides. RefSeq names its product psbP domain-containing protein 2, chloroplastic-like. Gene Ontology annotation, molecular function: calcium ion binding. The coding region runs from base 170 to 895 and encodes 241 amino acids. The transcript has 3 exons. Gene Ontology annotation, cellular component: extrinsic component of membrane; photosystem II; photosystem II oxygen evolving complex. NCBI's taxonomy places the organism in Eukaryota, Viridiplantae, Streptophyta, Magnoliopsida, Fabales, Fabaceae. Gene Ontology annotation, biological process: photosynthesis. The record is from RefSeq and is a predicted model, not a curated record.
UUUUUGGACAACAUAAUCUUAGAAAGUGGAAGAGAUUGAAAAGAAGAGAAUCUGGAUAACGAUUCAGGAACACCUUCUAACUUCGAUUCAUCCUAUGAAUGAGGAUGAAUCAUUGAAAUUCAACCCAACAAACCUCAAACCAAAUCCUUAAAAUUUGCAAAAUAUAAUAAUGGCUUUGAGAAGUUGCUCUACCCUUUUACGCAGCACUUUCUUCCACCAACACCCUCAAGCUUCCAGAACCUUUGUCUCAAUCUUGUUCCCCAGAUCAACUUCACCCACUUGCAUUCAUGAAUCCCACAAAGACAUACACUUAGCACCUUCUUUCAGCAAGAGGAGCAUUCUUCUCACAACGUUUCUGUGGGGUCAGGGUAUGUUGUUGCCAAAUGCCCGUGAUGCAUUGUUGUUGGCUCAAGAAUUGGAGCUUCAGAGAUACACGGAUUCCGAUGAAGGUUUCACUCUUCUUACACCCUCUUCUUGGACUAAGGUUGAUAAAGCAGGGGCAACUGUGUUGUUUCAAGAGGCAGAUAUGGGAAGUAACAAUAUUGGGGUUGUGGUAAACCCAGUUCGUCUUAAGACCCUUGAAGAAUUUGGGACUCCUCAGUUCGUUGCUGAUAAACUUUUACAAGCAGAAAGACGUAAGGAAAGUACAAAGGAGGUCGAGUUGAUUACAGUAGCAGAAAGAUCAGGGGAGGGAGGGUUACAGAUUUAUGAAUUUGAAUACAAGGUUGAUAGUACCCGGGGAGGGAUGAAGAGGAUAUUUUCUGCAGCUUUUGUAGCCUCAAAGAAGCUCUAUCUUCUAAAUAUUGUUCACUCUGAUAAACUAGAGAUUCCUCUUGACCCAAAUAAGAGAAUGAUUUUAGAACAAGUUCUUCAUUCCUUUGAUGCAGCAGCUUAAACUGUGGUAUAAAAAAAUCCGGUUCUUCUGAUUUUUUUAUUCUUUCUUGAGUUUUGAUUUGAUUCCUAAGUUAUGGAUAAUGACUUAUGUUCAAAUCCUUACAUUGAAAGUCACCAUUGUCAAGCUGACUGAAAAUUUGAAGUGAAUAUUACACUAAUGCUAGUGUUACCACCGUACUUGUAACCGGCAUAAUACUUCAACAUGAUAUUUAGUUAAAAGGGAAAAACAGAAGAAUGCUUGUGUACUAGUGUAUAUUUAUAGACAGGUGAUCUAUUAGUUUUUUAUUUUUAUUUUUCUUGGGGUAGAUGAACUGCCAUUUACGUAUUCGGGUGGUGAUUUUCCAAAUUAAUUAUUUCCUAGGUGAAUGCUCAUAUGUGACAAACUGACAAUACUUGCAAUUGUUUUUGCUGUGCAUAUAGUUAUCUCUUUGAAGUCU